Aspergillus mulundensis is the source of this 441-nucleotide messenger RNA. RefSeq lists its product as uncharacterized. The transcript has a single exon. NCBI's taxonomy places the organism in Eukaryota, Fungi, Ascomycota, Eurotiomycetes, Eurotiales, Aspergillaceae. The record is from RefSeq and is a predicted model, not a curated record. Bases 1 to 441 code for a protein of 146 amino acids.
AUGGCGACCGCAGAGAAACAACAAAAAAGCAACCCCAUCAAGGACGAGCCGCAAGACUCCGACUUCGAGCAGAAGCCUUCCGCCAAAGGCCCUCCCCAAGAAGAAGACGAUUACUCGGACGACUAUUCCGACGAAUAUGAUGACGAUGACGACUACUCGGAUGAGUACGACGACGAUGACUACUACUCCGACGAAGAGGAGCAGGAUCAGGCCAAAGCAAUGCAGGCCUACAAGCCCAACGCCCAGUCAAUAAGCAGCCGAGACGGAGGCAACCAAAACAUGAGCCAAAAGAUCAACAACGGCAAUAUAUCGCGGGCCCCAGAUAACAAGAAGACGAUUGACGACCAGGACGGGCUGAAGCUGAAGGUCGACGUGAACUUGGAUAUUGAGGUUGAGCUGAAGGCGAGGAUCCAUGGUGACCUGACGUUGGCGUUACUGUAA